AUGAGUCGAAGCCGAAAACCUCCACCGUUGAUGUUCAUCGUGGGCGAUGCGCAGAAUCCCUCCAGGACAACGAAAGCGAUCAAGUCGGCAAAGACAUCGCACAUCUCUUCGCGCUACCGGUACUGGAGCAAGGCGAACCACCGGGACCUCGCCCUCGAUUCGACAACCAAGGCCAUCUUGCACGGGACAUCGUCCUAUCUCCAGAGAUUGCCCACCGCUAAUUACCCCAAGACGCCUGCAGGCCCUCCAAACAAUGACGACGGAGCUGAGCAGCAUCACCAGCAUCACCGGAUUCACAGGGAUGAACCCACCGACGGAGAAAGUGGCGCCCUCAUACGCAUGGGCCAGCACUGCACGCCAACAUCACAGAAACCACGCGUGGCCAUCAAGCCCUGGGAGCGCGAUCUGACAGAAUACGAAGCAUGGGCAGCCUCGCCCUUGACCAUGCUGGGAUGUCAAUUCUUCGACAUCUUCACCCCCUCCGCGGCCAUGAGGUACGACGUCGAAAUCAAGGCAAAUCUCUACUUCUAUUUCUGGACCAUCAGGCCGUUUGCGACCCAUUUGCUGCAGUCGUGGAAGUGGUUGGACAACCUGUCCCAGAUUCAGGCAUCGCCCUGUCUGACUUAUGCCGUUGCGACAUAUGCUUCGGUAUUCCUCUCCGGAAUGCUCAGAGGGGGCCCGGGUGUGGUGCUGCCGCCGCCCACCGAAAAGGGCCAGAAGUCCACGUGGCAGAUCCCGUCGUGGUUACGCCUCCAUACAAGAUGCCUGGCCGAGCUGAAUGCCGUUCUGAGUGAUCCAAACCAAGUUGUCGAUCAAUCAUGCUAUCAAGCCAUCUUGUUCCUGUACCGGCUUUCGGUGCUCCUGGCAGACGGCGAGAGCGGCCGAAUGCACCUCCAAGCGCUCAAACGGAUGUCGCUACUUCUUGACACGGAUGAAAAUUUGCUCGAAACAGAACUGGCUGUAUCCAAAGUCAACAUCAUCGGCGCAUUCCUCCAUAGUCGCUCGGUUGUGCUACUUCGCAAGGCCCACAGCAAAGCUCAAGGGCGCCGAAAUGAAGUAGUCGAGAUCGACAGGAAAUUCUGGAGGUCUGACCGCGAAUGGUAUUCACAUCGAGCGCAUCUCGCUGGGCGCAUGCUAGCCUGGCGCCCGGAGAGUCCGAGCUCGAGUUUAAUGCCAGAGAGUGCGACGGCCAUCUCGCGGAUGGACCCCGAAAGCUGUAGGUUUCUGGGAGAGCCAGAGCAUCUCGAAAUGCAGCGGUGCUAUCAGAUUGCGCUGUUCUUCUGGAUGUAUCUGAACUGCAUCAGCUUCAACACCUCGGCACUCAUCGUGCGCUCGAAUCUGCUCGAAUUGCAGUACCGGCUUUCAAACAUGGAUCUCCCUACCAUGGGUUCGACCUGCCACACCACGCUCUUCAACGUAUUAUUGGCGGGCACGAUGGCAUCUCGAAAUCAGCCUGAAAGAUGGUGGUUUGUACAGCAGAUCGUCUGGCUCUACCCGGACAUCCAGCACCUCGACACCGUCUGGCAGCUGUUGGCCGAGUUCUUCGACCCCCUGUCGAUAAACUUCAACUUCAUUCAGGAGAUGUGGCAAGAUAUUGUGGCGGCAAGACGGACGACCACAAAGUCCUCCAGCUGCCCGGACAAGCAGCUGGUCAAGCCGAUCAAGCAUUUUCGGCCGACCUCAUACUCUCCUGACCUCACAAAGCCGCUUCCAGUUAUUGAACUCGAGGAUGUGGAGGACGCCUCGCUCGCGAAGAGCCUCCACAGGUCGCCAGCUCGCGUGUCGGUUGCUUCUUGA
Cladophialophora psammophila CBS 110553 is the source of this 1797-nucleotide messenger RNA. RefSeq lists its product as uncharacterized. The coding region runs from base 1 to 1797 and encodes 598 amino acids. The record is from RefSeq and is a predicted model, not a curated record. The transcript is spliced from 4 exons. Lineage: Eukaryota; Fungi; Ascomycota; Eurotiomycetes; Chaetothyriales; Herpotrichiellaceae.